This is a messenger RNA of Vanessa atalanta (red admiral), 431 nucleotides long. RefSeq names its product 39S ribosomal protein L34, mitochondrial (gene mRpL34). The record is from RefSeq and is a predicted model, not a curated record. Lineage: Eukaryota; Metazoa; Arthropoda; Insecta; Lepidoptera; Nymphalidae. The coding region runs from base 109 to 381 and encodes 90 amino acids. Gene Ontology annotation, molecular function: structural constituent of ribosome. The transcript is spliced from 2 exons. Gene Ontology annotation, biological process: translation. Gene Ontology annotation, cellular component: ribosome; mitochondrial large ribosomal subunit.
ACAGAUGACAAUGUAAUGUCAAAAUUGUCAGAUGGGGUUUUGUAACCUUAUAGGAGUUAGUUUAAUGUUUUAAUAAUCUUAACAGUAAACAUAUUAUAAGCAAUAAGCAUGUCUAAAUUUAUGACAGCUGUUCUACAACCGUUAAAAUGCGUGAGCCAAACUUUACAAUCAUUCGCACACGUUUCACCGACUACCAGUUUAGUAAAACCCGAAAAUCCCUUGUUAUCACUUAUUAGAACUAAGGUAAGAUGUUAUUUUCCACGUCCAAACGAAGUGAGAAGAGUUCGUCGCCAUGGCUGGAAUGCUAGAAUGUCAACUCCAAAUGGUCGAAGAAUUAUUAUGAGAAGGUUCUUAAAAGGCCGACAUGUUUUGUCACAUUGAUUUGUUGUAGUAAGGGUAGGUUUAAUUGUAGAAAUAAUAUAAAAUAAAUA